This is a messenger RNA of Hippopotamus amphibius kiboko, 2055 nucleotides long. RefSeq names its product NEDD4 binding protein 2 like 1 (gene N4BP2L1). The record is from RefSeq and is a predicted model, not a curated record. The transcript is spliced from 5 exons. Bases 104 to 841 code for a protein of 245 amino acids. Lineage: Eukaryota; Metazoa; Chordata; Mammalia; Artiodactyla; Hippopotamidae.
CUCCAUCUAUCACAUGGCCGGAGAGCCACAAAAACAACAGCUUUGGCCACGACCGUGACUUCAGGAAAGGGAACGCAGGGCUCUUGCAGGCAGCCCCCACCCCAUGGAGGAGAGUUUUCUUGAAUCCUUCGGGAGGUUGAGCCUCCGGCAGCAGCAGCAGCCGCCGCCGCCGCCUCGGCCGCCCGCCCCGCCGCCCCCGCGUGGGACACCUCCGCGCCGCCACAGCUUUCGGAAGCACCUCUACCUCCUGCGAGGCCUGCCGGGCUCGGGGAAAACUACACUGGCCAGACAAUUGCAACAUGACUUUCCCAGGGCCCUGAUUUUCAGCACGGAUGAUUUUUUCUUCAGGGAAGAUGGUGCCUAUGAGUUCAAUCCUGACUUCCUGGAGGAAGCUCAUGAAUGGAACCAGAAAAGAGCAAGAAAAGCAAUGAGGAAUGGCAUAUCCCCCAUUAUUAUUGAUAAUACCAACCUCCACGCCUGGGAAAUGAAGCCCUAUGCAGUCAUGGCACUUGAAAAUAACUAUGAAGUUAUAUUCCGAGAACCUGACACUCGCUGGAAAUUCAACGUUCAAGAGUUAGCAAGAAGAAACAUUCAUGGAGUCCCAAGAGAGAAAAUACACAGAAUGAAAGAACGGUAUGAACAUGAUGUUACCUUUUACAGUGUGCUGCAUGCCGAAAAACCAAGCAGAGCGAACAGAAGCCAGGACAGGAAUAAUGCAUCUCCUUCCGACGCUGCAGGGUACUGGAACACCUAUGCAGAGUUCCCAAACCGGAGGGCACAUGGUGGCUUCACUCAUGAGAGUUCCUUCAACAGAAGGGGUGGUUGUCACCAUGGGUAUUAGAGGUCUCUCUUACAGGCAUUCAGAAUUUUCCUAAAUCAAUUUUUACUUCAAUUUUUGGUAUUUAUUCUUCGUUCAGUUGUAGCCAGAGCUCUAAUUCCAGUGUAAAUAGUCAAACCUGAAAGUUUUUGAGCAGAAGUCAUUACAUUCCUCUUCAACAAGCAUUUGUUACAGUGAUCCUAUAUGCAUGGUCUGAUGCUGGGAAUUCUGCCGAUUUGAUUCAACAAAGUCCCUUUCUCUAGGGAAAGAAUUAAUCUGAACCUGAAACCUGAGAAUGUACCCAAGAACAUAAUCAGCCCCAUAGGCUCAUUAAUGAACUGAAGUGUUUAUAAUAUAAAGCUUCAGUACCACUUUCUCUGAAGCAAUCUAUUUUUUCAGGAAAUUCAUCUCCAUCAGGAAAGUUGGAAAGGUGGGGGAGAAGUAGGAGGCAGGAAAAACUGCCAUUGCUACUUUAAUCAUCCAUGUAUCCAAAAAUGUGAGGUGUGGCUGUGAUGAUGAUAUUGAUUUUCCUUUAAAAUGAAUAUACCAGAAAGUACACACCUAAGGGAAUAUUGUCCUUCAGAGUAGACACUUUGGGAAAUUAUUCCUUUAUUUUAACGAUGUAUCACUGUUGGAAAUGUCUGUUAAAAUAUUUCUUAAUAGCUAUACAAGCUACUGAGGAAAAUCAGUGUCAUUAUUUAAAGUCACAUCUUGUGUUUUAACUACCACUUUAUCGAACAGGGUUAAACCUGAAUAACUUUUGGCUAUUGAGCUAAUAGUGUAAAUAAACAAGCCUGCCUUUAUAAAACACCAAUUUUUAAGUGGAAUAACUAAGCAGUUUUUAAAAUUAUGCUUAUAAACAUGUGUCUAAUCGGUUGGCAGCUCCAAAGUUCGGGGAGUACAAGGAAUGAAGCAUCCCAGGAUGUGGAUCCUAUAGAGAUAGAUAUGCAAAAGUCACGCUCUCCUUAAGAGGAGCAGUCUUGGUGUUUUGUGUGGCAUUAAGACAAAGUUCUACCACAGAUGUUACACUAAUACUGACAUUUAUGAAUCCUAAUCAAACCUUAACCGGUUGGAAUCAGAUUAGUUUGGUGUGAAACCAUGGAUAAGACCAUGCAGGAUGUAUGCUUUACUUCUUGUUGGCCAACAGCUUCUUUCUAAUGUUUUGUGAAGUACUAUUUUAAGUGUUCUAUAUAAUGGUGCUUUUAUGGUUAUUAAAAAUUGUGUAUGGUAUUGCUUUA